Messenger RNA from Anopheles stephensi (Asian malaria mosquito), 2864 nucleotides. Its product is annotated as ATP-binding cassette sub-family G member 4-like. Gene Ontology annotation, molecular function: ATP hydrolysis activity; ABC-type transporter activity; ATP binding. Lineage: Eukaryota; Metazoa; Arthropoda; Insecta; Diptera; Culicidae. Bases 752 to 2608 code for a protein of 618 amino acids. The record is from RefSeq and is a predicted model, not a curated record. Gene Ontology annotation, cellular component: plasma membrane. The transcript is spliced from 5 exons.
CUCCUUUCUCCCGUUUUCUCUCGUCGGAGCUGCAUCAGACCUCGGCAACCGUCCCAACCAAACCCAGCUCCAAAUGAAGUGCGUGUUAUGUACGUUGCACCGGACUUUCUCUUCUCGCUACGAUUCGUGCCGUGUCUGUAAGGAGGACAGCAUCUCGAUCUUCACGCACGUACACGGGUUUUUUCGGGUCAAGUUGUACCGAAAAGUGAGAGUGUUCCAGUACACUUAAAUCGAAGAAAAGUGGUUGAAAAUAUUCGUUUCUUUUGUUUGGUGUUCGUGCAGGCAUGCCCUUCCAGCACGAUUAUGACCGAGGCUUAAUUGAACGAGAGAACGUCGGUCCCAUUCACGUUCAAGCUCCCAUGCAGCUAUCUUGCUCGCGGACGACGCGUCGAUAAAGCGAGCGCGGCGUUUGGAUUCAAUCAAACGCGAACCACCAAAGCUAGCGGGCAGACAAAGUCCUCCACAUUCCUACGUAAACAUUCGCCGUUCACGCCGACUGCCGACCGCUUAUCAGGCCGUCUAAAUACGAGCCUGUACGCGUGUGUGCAAAUUCAGAUGUUUGGACAUAGGGGCUGAGUUUUAAGUAAUAGUAGUGUGGCGUGCAAGAAGCAGGCAGCACUAUCAAUCCGGCCAGCGUUAGGUUCGGGCGCUGCCAGCAGUUCCAGUGUAUCACGCGCAGAGUUUUUCGCAGCAUGAGCUGGUGAUCUGGGUGACCGCAUCAGCAACAAUCUCCGUCUCUCUGUCCAACAUAAUGGGUACCGAUACAGUUAUCGUGGUCGAGAGCACUAAACCGGUUGCCGCUGCUCCAUCUACAACACUCGAGUUCCAGGACAUUUGCUACCACGUGCGUCACAAGGAUGGGCAGAACAAGCAGCUGCUGAACAGUGUGUCGGGAUCGUUCCGUUCGGGCCGUCUGGCCGGGAUAUUGGGCCCAUCCGGGGCAGGAAAGUCGACGCUUCUUAACAUUCUGAGUGGGUUCAAGACGAACAAUGUGACCGGGAAUAUACUCAUCAACGGUACACCGAUCGAUAGGCGAAAAUAUCGCCGAGAAGUUUCCUACACCCCACAGGAUGUGUGUCUGCUGGAAAAUAUUACCGUCACGGAAAGUUUGGAGUUUGCCGCCGAUCUGAAACUCUCGCCGGACGUAACGAUGGUACAGAAAGCCAGCAUGGUAGUGGACGUGCUCAAACUGCUCGGACUCUCCAAGUGUGCCAACAAUCCGGUGGCAAACAUAUCCGGCGGUGAAAAGAAGCGCCUCUCGAUCGGGCUGGAGCUGAUCUCCAACCCGAAGAUCAUGUUCUUCGAUGAGCCAACGAGCGGGCUGGACAUAAUAGCGGCUAUGCAGGUGGUGGCACAUCUGAAGGAUCUGGCUGCCAGUGGGCGUUGUGUGAUCUGUGUCAUCCAUCAGCCAAGCUCGAGCAUCAUUCAAAUGUUUGAUGAUUUGUUUGUCCUGUCCGAAGGGCAUUGCCUGUACCGAGGGCCUCUCAACAACUUGGUGGAUACGUUUAAGGGAUGUGGAUUCGAGUGUCCGAACUACUACAACCGUGCCGACUUUGCGCUGGAAAUAGCGAGUCUCAAACAUGAAGGUAGCUUGCUACAGUUAAGGGAACGUGCCAAGCAGCAGGAGAUCAGCGCUGUGGACGAGAAAAAGAUGCCGAAUGAAGCGGUUAACUGCGAUGAGAAGGAUUCAAUGCUAAAACCAGCAGUGGAUGGAGAUUCGUUGAAUAGUUCGGCCGAUAGCUCGACGCCUUCAACCGAUCGUCAGUAUCCAACCUCAGAAUGGGGCCAAUUUGUGACCCUUACUCGGCGUACAAUGUUGUGCACGUUUCGUGAUCUUCAGCUGACGAAGAUGCGACUGCUGGCACACCUGUUUGUUGGAUUGCUGAUCGCAGUUGUAUUCUACAAUGUGGGCAACGAUGGUUCGAAGGUGCUCAGUAACGCGUCGUGCCUGUUCUUCUUCCUCAUCUUCGUGUUCUUUGCCAACUCGAUGCCUUUGGUGAUGACGUUUCCACUGGAAACAUCGGUAUUCGUGCGGGAAAGAAUGAACAACUGGUACUCACUUAAGGCCUAUUACUUCUCAAAGUUGGUAGCAGACUUUCCAUUUCUGAUUCUAGGGCCCUCGGUGUUCUUGGCCGGUGCGUACUACUUAACCUCCCAGCCGAUGGAACUCGAUCGCAUCGUAAUGCUGUGGAGCAUUUGCAUCUUCACGAGCUGGAUCGCCCAAAUGACGGGACUGCUGGCGGGCAGCGUACUACCGCUAGAGCUGAGCGUCUUCUGCGUACCCUGCUCCGUCAUACCGAUGCUUAUCUUCUGCGGGUUUUUCGUGCGCUUUCGCGAAAUGUUUGACUUUCUUAUUCCGUUCACGUACAUCGCCUACUUCCGGUACAGCUUCGAGGGAGCGAUGCAAGCGAUCUACGGCUUUGAUAGGGCUAAUCUACCCUGCGCGGGGGAUUUCUGUUACUUCAGCAAGGUGCCGAAAUUUUUGGAAAGCUUCGACAUGCUGGAGAACACAUUCGUGAUGGACGUUUGUGGAUUGCUAGGGUGGGUGUUUGUGCUGCACGUGGCACUGUACGCGAGUCUUGCCUGGAGAUUGAAGAGAACGCGCUGAAACAGAUCUUCAUCGCUGGAUGAAGCUGAAAGGUGGUUGUUUUUAUUUACGUGAUUAGAUUGCAUUUAACAAAACAAUUGAGGAACAAUUAUACAUUAAGAAGAAAAAAGAGGUUUUAUCUCUCGCAUAAGAAGCACAUAUGUAUACGGUUAAGCAGCAGAACGCUCUGUCUGCGUACUAUUACAAUAAAUGGGAUUCAAUCUACACUCGCUCGCAUGUGAACCGACACGUGAUCGAGGGGAGGCACGCAUAACAA